Molecule: messenger RNA, 2169 nt
Organism: Medicago truncatula (barrel medic)
Lineage: Eukaryota; Viridiplantae; Streptophyta; Magnoliopsida; Fabales; Fabaceae
Product: CBL-interacting serine/threonine-protein kinase 12
Exons: 1
Coding region: 242-1798 (518 amino acids)
Biological process (GO): signal transduction; protein phosphorylation
Molecular function (GO): ATP binding; protein serine/threonine kinase activity
Source: RefSeq, a predicted model, not a curated record
AUUCUCUUUCUCUCUCUUAAUUUGGGCCAAAACACACAAACACUCUUUUCUCUCACAUAGAAAACAUCAAACAAAUUAAAACCACAUCCUCGUUCAUUCAUCCUCCAUCCAAAACAUCAUCGUACCGUAACCUUAGACCUAAAUCAAAAACACACUUCAAACAGAACAACCCCAUUAUCGUUUCUUCAUCAUCUUUUCACAAAGAACCUAUUUUUAACGCUCCAUUUGAUAGCCAUCAUCAAUGGCUGACGUGUUUUUACAGAAGGUGAAAACAUCAUCAAACAGCAAAGACAAAGACAAGAAGGAAACAUCGACUCUCUUAUUGGGUCGUUUCGAAGUUGGAAAACUUCUUGGCCAUGGAACAUUUGCAAAGGUUUACUAUGCAAAAAACAUCAAAACCGAUGAAGGUGUUGCAAUCAAAGUGAUAGACAAAGAGAAGAUUCUUAAGGGUGGUUUGGUUGCUCAUAUCAAACGUGAGAUCUCAAUUCUUCGCCGUGUUCGACACCCGAAUAUUGUUCAAUUGUUUGAGGUAAUGGCUACAAAAACAAAGAUCUAUUUUGUUAUGGAAUAUGUUCGUGGGGGUGAGCUUUUUAACAAGGUUGCUAAGGGUAGGUUGAAAGAAGAGGUUGCUAGAAAGUAUUUUCAACAAUUGAUUUCUGCUGUUGGAUUUUGUCAUGCUAGAGGUGUUUAUCAUAGGGAUCUUAAGCCUGAAAAUUUGUUGCUUGAUGAGAAUGGUAAUUUGAAAGUGUCUGAUUUUGGUUUGAGUGCUGUUUCUGAUCAAAUUAGACAAGAUGGUUUGUUUCAUACUUUUUGUGGUACUCCUGCUUAUGUUGCACCUGAGGUUUUGGCUAGGAAAGGUUAUGAUGGUGCAAAGGUUGAUCUUUGGUCUUGUGGUGUUGUUUUGUUUGUUUUGAUGGCUGGUUAUUUACCUUUUCAUGAUCAAAAUGUUAUGGCAAUGUAUAAGAAGAUUUACAAGGGUGAGUUUCGGUGUCCCAGGUGGUUUUCACCGGACUUAUCAAAACUGCUUGUUCGUCUUCUUGAUACUAAGCCUGAAACUAGGAUUGCGAUACCUGAUAUUAUGGAGAAUAGGUGGUUUAAAAAAGGGUUCAAACAGAUUAAGUUUUAUGUUGAGGACGACAGGCUUUGUAAUGUCGAUGAUGGUUUUGGUGACAAUGAUGAUGAUACAGCUUCAAUAACAUCUGUAGCAUCGUUUUCUGAUUACGCAGUUUCAGAAUCUGAUUCUGAGAUUGAGACUAGAAGGAAAAAUGCUCCUUUGCCUAGACCUGCUAGUUUGAAUGCUUUUGACAUUAUUUCAUUCUCACCUGGUUUUGAUCUUUCUGGUUUGUUUGAGGAAAAAGGAGAUGAAAAUAGGAUCGUGACUGCUGCACCGGUUUCAAAGAUCAUAUCAAAAUUGGAGGAGAUUGCUCAAUUGGUUAGUUUUACUGUGAGGAAGAAGGAUUGCAGGGUUAGCUUGGAAGGUACAAGGGAAGGUGUGAAGGGACCACUGACUAUUGCUGCUGAGAUAUUUGAGCUAACACCUUCUUUGGUUGUUGUUGAGGUGAAGAAAAAAGGUGGGGACAGAGCUGAAUAUGAGAGAUUUUGUAAUGAAGAAUUGAAACCUGGAUUGCAGAAUUUGACGAUGGAGGAAUCGGCACCAGCUUCAGAUUUGUCACUGGAAUCAGCAACUUCUUCAGCCUUGUCACUGCCUGAAGGGCCUUCCUUACUCCGCGUGCUUUCUGAACCAGUUCACAACUUUACUUCAGAUGUUGAAUCGCCGAUCUAUACACCUGAAGAGUAAGAUAGAGAAGAGAAAGAGGUUCUUUCUGUUUGUUUGUUCCUUAAUAGAUUGUGUAUGAUAAAAUUGAUGAUUGAUCAUUUUUCCCCCGGAUGGUCCCCCUUUUAGAUUUGCUCCCUGAAUCGAGCAUUAGAUUUUACAGUAUUUUCUAUGUCCAAUUGCUAUACAAAGAAGGCUAAUUGAAUUUUAGCUAAUGGUGGAUAUUUUUCUAUGUUUUUUAUUUUGGUGCAUUAUUCCGUACCUGUACAUUACUUUUGCUUCUUACAGGAAGUAGGGAGAAAAUACCAAAAAAAUUUAGUGCUAAUUCAUGAAGUACUACAAAUGUCUUUGGUUUUGGUACUAUAUGUUAAUUUGAGAAAUUUGAGAUUGAUGGA